AUGUCCAUUUCCAUCAAUUCAACAAUACGACAAAUUUUUCUUAAUUUAACUAGUACAACAAUUCGUACAACAAUUCAAUCAAAUAUAAAUUAUACUAUUAAUAAUAUUUCAUCAUUUAAUAUUCAACAAAAUAUUGAAUUAAGUCAUUUAGCAUUAGGUAUUUUUUUAACUUUUUUUUGUUUUAUUACCGUUUUUGGUAAUGGUCUUGUUAUAUAUGCUGUUGUUCAAGAACGUUAUUUAAAAUCAGCUACAUAUUAUUAUAUGGCAUCAUUAGCAUGUGCCGAUUUAUUUGUCGGUUUAAUUGUUAUGCCAUUUGCUAUUGUACAAGUUAUAUAUGGUGACUAUUGGCCAUUUGGCAAGACAUGUUGUGAUCUUUGGCAUUCAAUAGAUGUAUGUGCAAGUACAGCAUCUAUACUUGAUUUAUGUGUUAUUGCAUUGGAUCGUUAUUCAGCAAUAACAAAUCCAAUAUCAUAUCAUCAAACAUUUUUUGUUAAACGAUGGCCUUAUUUACUUGUUGCUGUUUGGUUAUGUUCAGGUCUAAUUUCAUUUCCUGCUAUAGCUUAUUGGCGUCUUGUUGUACGACAAUAUGAAGUAUAUCGUUGUCUUUUUCCCGAUGAUAUAUAUUAUAUUGUAUUUUCAUCGUUAAUAUCAUUUUAUAUACCUUUAUUUGUCAUGAUUUUUGUUUAUAUAAGAAUAUAUCGUGCUGCAAUAAAACAAUUACAUGCAUUUAAAACAGGUAUUAAAUUAACAUCACCAACAAAAAAAAAGAAAAAAAAAGGUUUAAAAAAUGAUAAUACAACAAUAGAACCACCAGCAGAUAUAUGUUUACGUAUACAUCGUGGUAAAUAUCAUGGUAUACCAUCAUCAACACGUGAUUCAUUAUCAACAAUAAUUCAUACUGAUCCAAUACGUUCAUCAAAUUUAGAUGAACAUUUAAAUUUACCAACAAAUAAAUUAUCAAAUCAAAUAAAAAAAUCUAUAAGUGGUGCAUUUUUAAAUGAUUAUCAAAAUUCAUCAUUAUCACGUUUUUCAAUGCCAACAUUAUUAGCACCAUCAACAACACCAACAACAAUAUCUAAUGAUAAUCAUCAAUUAAAAAUAAAUAAUUUAAAUACUAAAAAAGUACAAUCACAAGAAACAAUAUCAACAUCAUAUGAUAUAUCACGUACACCAAAAUCAAAUAUAACAUCAAAUAUAGGUACAUCAUUUGGUAAACGUUUAACAAAAUUUUCUAAAGAACAAAAAGCAACAAUAACAUUAGCUUAUGUUAUGGGAAUAUUUGUUAUAUGUUGGUUACCAUUUUUUGUUUAUAAUCCAUUAACUGCAUUGGCAAAAUUAUUUAUAAAACGUAAAAUACAAUUAACAUCAAUAGAAAAAUUUUUAACUGGAAAUGAACUUGUUUUUCAAAUGUUUACAUGGUUAGGUUAUGUCAAUUCAAGUGUCAAUCCGAUUAUAUAUGCUUAUUCAUCACGUGAAUUUCGUCGAGCAUUUAUUAAAUAUUUAUGUCGAUGUUUUCCAAUACGUAUACGAAAUUUAUUAAUGUCUUAUCAUAAUCUACAUUUAUUACGUUAUCGUCGUACACGAGAUAAAUAUAUAUCAAAAGAAACAAUUGAAUCAUGUUCUGAUCAUAAUCAUAAUAUUAAUUAUAUUAAUUCAAAUAAACAACAAAUAAUACCAUCAUUAUCAUCAACAAUGACAAUAUCAAAUAUACAAAAUAAAAAUCAACAACAAUAUAUGAAUUUAAAAAAUAUUCAACCAAAAAUAAAUAAAACAAAAUAUUCACGUAUUUGGUUUUUAACAAAUUGUUGUAGAACAAAUACAAUACAACAAGAACAUCAUCAUCAUCAUAAACGUUCAUCAUCUGCUACAUCAUCGAAAACUUCAACACCAAAUAAUAUACUUGUUGAUUAUUGUACUUAUCACGAUGUUGCCGUUUCUCGGGUGACAUGUGUCUGA
Molecule: messenger RNA, 1956 nt
Organism: Rotaria sp. Silwood1
Lineage: Eukaryota; Metazoa; Rotifera; Eurotatoria; Philodinida; Philodinidae
Source: the annotation of a GenBank genome assembly